Molecule: messenger RNA, 2789 nt
Organism: Scatophagus argus
Lineage: Eukaryota; Metazoa; Chordata; Actinopteri; Scatophagidae
Gene: exo1
Product: exonuclease 1
Exons: 14
Coding region: 262-2646 (794 amino acids)
Biological process (GO): mismatch repair; DNA recombination
Cellular component (GO): nucleus
Molecular function (GO): metal ion binding; protein binding; 5'-flap endonuclease activity
Source: RefSeq, a predicted model, not a curated record
AAUGAUGACGACGAUGAUCUGACCUAUUGCAGCAGCUCAUACUAAAUCGCUGCUUUUGCCGCUAAAACUAAACUCAUUUCUGCCUGUACCUAGACGAGCUGCCCGUGUGGAUGAAAAUAAAAGAAAUGAGUUUUAAAGCAAGCAAGUAUUGUUUUUACUUGUGAUCGCUUUCAGGGUGUGCAUUAUUCCUGCGGACAUCUGUUGCAGCAUCGGCGUCAGCGUUAUUUUCAGAAUCAGUGUUGCUCAAAUCCGCAGCUGAAAAUGGGAAUCUCUGGACUGCUGCAGUUCAUCAAAGAUGCAGCAGAGCCCAUCAAUGUGAAAAAAUACAAAGACCAGACCGUGGCUGUGGACACUUACUGUUGGCUGCAUAAAGGAGCAUUUUCAUGUGCUGAGAAGCUCGCUAAAGGAGAACCAACUAAUCAGUAUGUGUUGUACUGCAUGAAAUUUGUGGACAUGCUGUUGACCUUCAGAGUUAAACCAAUUUUAGUGUUUGAUGGACGCAGUCUGCCUUCAAAACAAGGGGUGGAAAAGGCUCGCAGAGAGCGCAGAGAAGCCAACCUUCAGAAAGGCCGACAGCUACUACGCGAAGGCAGGCUGUCUGAGGCCAGAGACUGUUUCACCCGCUGUGUUAACAUCACACCAAACAUGGCUCACAACCUUAUUAAGGCUGCAAGGGCGAGAGGGGUGGACUGUAUUGUGGCUCCAUAUGAAGCUGAUGCUCAGUUAGCUUACCUCACAAAAUCUGGUUUGGCCCAGGCUGUCAUCACUGAAGACUCUGACCUGCUGGCAUUCGGCUGUAGAAAGGUGAUUCUUAAAAUGGACAAGCACGGCAAUGGCCUGGAGAUAGACCAAAGUAACUUGGGCCGCUGUCGCUCUCUGGGGAACAUUUUCACUGAGGAGAAAUUUCGCUACAUGUGCAUCCUAUCUGGCUGUGAUUAUCUGCCCUCCCUGCAUGGCAUUGGCCUGGGCAAGGCCUGCAAGCUGCUGCAGCUGGCCAGAGACCCUGAUAUUCUGAAGGUGAUCAGAAAGAUGGGCCAGUACCUGAAGAUGAACCUAGUGGUUCCCGAACAGUACAUUGAUGGAUUCAUCAGAGCCAAUAACACCUUCCUCUACCAGCUGGUGUUUGAUCCUGUGAGGAGGAAGGUUGUACCCCUCAACCCAUACCCAGAGCACAUUGAUGUGUCCACCCUCAGUUAUGCUGGACUUCAUCUGGGAGAUGACAAAGGCUUGCAGAUGGCCAUGGGAAACAUUGAUAUCAACACCAUGGAGAUGAUAGAUGACUUUAAUCCAGACAAACCCAUUCCACAGUCUUCAAAACACCGCAGCCACAGCUGGAUUGACUCAGCAGCUCCCGUUGGGUCUAGUAUCUGGAGCAGAGGCUUCAAGUCAGCAUGUGAAGCUACACCCAGGUCUCCUGCCUCCCCAGCCAGGCCUACCUCCACCAGGGCAAAGGAGAGGGUCAUCUGCCUAGAAGGUCAGAAGCUGCCCUGCAGAGAGCUGCAGGUGAAGAGGCCAAGAGAAGACUGCAGUAUAUCAGACCAGGGUGUGAUGCAGCAGUACUCCGCCUUCAGUCAGAAGCGAUCCAGGUCAGAUCAGCAGCCAGACAAACAAACAUUAACCCGGCAGCUUCAGCCACGCAACCCCUUUGCCACCCUGCUGCAGAGAAGGAACCAGGAGGCUGUGGGGGACAGCCAGGCUACAUGCAGCAGAUUCUUCAGCAGUUGUAGCUCAGUAGACAAUCUGAGCACAGAAGAAUUUGCUCAAAAAGAUUUACCUCCAUUUGUGGAGCCCAAAGCUGUGACUCCCACUCAGAACGACUCUCCUAGCACCCAGAGCAAUGACAGCGAUGGUCCUGAUGUUCCACCUAUGGACACCCCCAGUCCACCUCCAUCACCAAGUACCACAUCUCCCAGUUCAAGCAGUCAGGGCCUCAGACUGUUUCACUGGUCAGGCAGCUUCACCUUGACUGAACGAUUGACAAAGCCCACUUCAGGCCUGGAAACUUUGCAACAGUUUCAGUAUAAGAAAGAGACUUCUUCCUCUUUCACAAAGACCCACAGAUUCACUGGAGACAUGUCACCCCCAUGUCCAUCUUUCACUGACUCAGAGGGAAAGGACAACCUCCUAGACUCCCCUUCGUUCCAGGACAGCAUUUAUUUCUCACGGUCCCAGCCUCAGCUCUCUCCCUGUCACAAAGAGGAAGUUCCCACCUAUGACUUGUGCCUUUCCUACCAGGAGGAUGCUGCAUCUGAAAUGAACUCAAGCAAAGAUAUGGAGCCAGUGCAAGGUUCCACACACUUAACAGAAGCAGAUAAGAAACCUGGUAAACUGAAAUCAAAGGUUUCAGGUCUGUCAAAGCCAAUGUCCAGCCUCCAGAAUCAAGCAGCAAAGGUGCAAACACUGGGUCCAGCCAGGGCCAGUGGACUGAGGAAAAAAUCUGUGGGUUCUGGGAAGAAGACCCCCUCCAACGAUGAGAACAAGCCUGGUGUCCAGGCCACCAUCAGCAGCCUCUGGAAAAACUUCAGCUUCAAAAAAGAUUCCCAGAAGAUGACUCCUUGUAAGAAGGCUGAACCGAUGUCUCCAGUCAAAGACAACUUGCCAGCCAUCUCAUCACAGACAGACAUGAACUUAAUCAGCAGCUGCUGAUAGAUGCUUUUAACGUUUCCCCCAAUGCUGCACUGUGUGAGAGUGAAGCUUUUAAACAUACCAUUUAUGUUAAAGGUAUUUCACCAACCUGUAUUUGUUGAUGUAGAGUUUUAAUAAAGCAAUUGUCUUCUGAUCCAAAUGUA